CCCUGUAACGUCGGAAUAAAGACUGAACACGACGGACAUGCAAGAGACAGAUUCGUUUUUUGUGGAAUAUUCGCAAAAGAACCAUCGAUCCCUGUGGAUUUCUGUUUUCCUUUCUGCUUUUUGCGGGGGCUAAAUUACCGUUAUAUAUGAGAAUUUAUAUCCGUUACAUGGAAUACAACAACACAUUAAACCCCACAUUAAAUCGGAUGUAACAAUGGCGAGGCAAGUACUGCUGUUUCUGUCCGUCCUUUCUUUCGGCUCCGUUCGUGGUCAGGUGAGCUAUUCUAUUCCGGAGGAGAUGCCUAAAGGAUCUCUGGUUGGAAAUAUAGCUCAAGAUUUAGGUUUACAGAUCAAGCGUCUAAUUACUGGUAAAGCUCGUAUUUAUACCCGAGACAGUGACGAGUACGUCGAGCUGAACAGAGACAGAGGAGUCCUCCUUGUUAAAGAGAGAAUCGACAGGGAGACGCUCUGCAGACAGACGACGCCUUGUGCUUUACAUUUUCAGGUUAUAUUAGAGAAUCCUAUGGAAUUUUACAGUGUCACAGUUCAAAUUACAGACAUCAAUGAUAACUCGCCAAUCUUUAAAAAGGCUGAAAUGAACUUUAAAAUUAGUGAAUCCAUGAUGAUCGGCGCAAAAUUAGUACUGGAAAGGGCUGUAGAUCCCGAUGUUGGAAUUAAUGGUGUCCAUGGCUAUGAAUUAAAACCAACAGAUAAUUUCGUUUUGAAGCUCCAUAACAACGCUGACGGAAAUAAAAAUAUUGAAAUGGUUUUACAGAAACCCUUAGACAGAGAAAAACAGGAACAGAUAUCCCUUGUAUUAACGGCUGUGGAUGGAGGAGAACCACAGAUGUCAGGAACAAUGCAGAUUAUCAUUACAGUUUUAGAUGCAAAUGAUAAUGCUCCUGUUUUCACUCAGCCCACAUACAAGGCUACAGUGACGGAGAAUUCACCAAAAGGCACAGUUGUGGCUUCCGUCACAGCCUCAGAUGCAGAUCAGGGUUCCAAUGGUAAAAUAACAUAUUCAAUUACUAAUGCAAUAGAUGAUGACAAGAAAUUGUUCGAGGUCAAUAAGGAAACUGGUGAGGUAACUUUAAUAGGAGACAUUGACUUUGAAACCUCCCGAAAUCAUCAAAUACAUUUACUCGCUAGUGAUGACGGUGGGCUUACAGAUUCAUGUAAAUUGCUCAUUGAUGUACAAGAUAUAAACGACAAUAAUCCUGAAAUUAACAUAAUGUCAAAAACAAAUGUAAUAUCAGAAGACGCAAAAGUCAACACAGUCGUGACGAUGAUAAAUAUUGAAGACAAGGACACUGGAGAAAACGGGAGGGUACAAUGUUCUCUGAGGGAAAGUGUCCCAUUUGCUUUAAAGACAUCAACAAAUAACUUCUUUAGUUUAGUCACAGACAGUGAUUUAGACAGAGAGGGAGCUUCUGAAUAUAAUAUAACUGUGACCUGCUCUGAUGAAGGAUUACCCUCCCUCUCCAGCAGCGUCACUCUCACCUUACAGAUCUCUGAUGUCAAUGAUAACCCUCCUGUCUUUGAGAGGAGCUCAUAUGAGGCCUACAUUGUAGAAAACAACACACCUGGUCUCUCUAUAUUCACAGUGAAAGCCACAGACGCUGACUGGAACCAGAAUGCCCGUGUUUCUUACAUACUGGAGGACUCCUCUGUUAACGGAGUGCCAGUCUCCUCAUAUGUGUCCGUUAGUGCUGAUAGUGGAGUCAUCCAUGCAGUGCGUUCUUUUGACUACGAGCAGAUCAAGGAUUUCAAGUUUUGCAUCAAAGCUCAGGAUGGAGGCUCCCCUCCACUCAGUAGUAAUGUGACUGUGAAAAUAAUGAUCCAGGACCAGAACGAUAACGCCCCUCAGGUUCUGUACCCAGUCCAGACUGGUGGCUCUCUGGUGGCUGAAAUGGUGCCUCGUUCAGCAGAUGUGGGCUAUCUGGUCACUAAAGUGGUGGCUGUUGAUGUGGACUCUGGACAGAAUGCCUGGCUCUCCUAUAAACUGCAGAAAGCCACAGACAGGGCGCUGUUUGAGGUGGGUUUACAGAAUGGAGAAGUCAGAACUAUCCGCCAAGUCACUGAUAAAGAUGCAGUCAAACAAAGACUGACUGUUAUAGUGGAGGACAACGGACAGCCCUCUCGUUCAGCUACAGUCAUUGUAAACGUGGCGGUGGCGGACAGCUUUCCUGAAGUGCUGUCUGAGUUCACUGACUUUACACACGACAAGGAGUACAAUGAGAACCUGACUUUUUACUUAGUGUUGGCUUUGGCUGUAGUUUCCUUCCUCUUCAUCACGUGUGUGGUGGUCAUUAUAUCAGUGAAAAUCUACAGAUGGAGACAGUCUCGAAUCCUGUAUCACUCCAAUCUCCCAGUGAUUCCAUAUUAUCCACCACGUUACUCAGACACUUUGGGGACAGGGACUCUCCCACACGUGUACAACUACGAGGUGUGCAGGACGACUGACUCCAGGAAGAGUGACUGUAAGUUUGGCAGAGCUGGUAGUCAGAACGUGCUGAUAAUGGACCCCAGUUCAACAGGGACGAUGCAGAGGAUACAGAGUGAAAAGAGCAUCCUGGAUGAACCAGACUCUCCUCUAGAGGUUAGAAACAAAUUAUCUUUCUCACAUUUAUAGCUUCAAGGUUA
Sphaeramia orbicularis (orbiculate cardinalfish) is the source of this 2643-nucleotide messenger RNA. RefSeq names its product protocadherin beta-16-like. Lineage: Eukaryota; Metazoa; Chordata; Actinopteri; Kurtiformes; Apogonidae. The transcript has a single exon. The coding region runs from base 215 to 2632 and encodes 805 amino acids. Gene Ontology annotation, cellular component: plasma membrane. The record is from RefSeq and is a predicted model, not a curated record. Gene Ontology annotation, molecular function: calcium ion binding. Gene Ontology annotation, biological process: homophilic cell-cell adhesion.